GGAGGAAGGGCUCACAUUUCCGCCUCCCGCUUGCUUGUUUGCUGCCUGCCUGAAGACUGGUUUUGGUGCUGGGAUAGAGGCGACGCUGGUGGCCCGGGCUGGGGCUGCGUGUGCCGUGUGAAGAAAGACCCCCUUGCUCCAUCAUCAGGUUCAGGAAGCAGAGCUGCAAGAGCUGCACCGUCAAGCUGCCCAGCCAUUUCUUCUGCCUGUUCCCCUCCCAAGACCAUCUGAUCAGUCGUAGCCCAAACAUGGGCAUCUUCAGCAGUGGCGUCAUCCCUGUGGAACAGCCUUCCAGAGGAGUGCACUGCUAAAGCUGUGAUGAGAUGGAGCCCGGGACAAAUUCUUUCCGAGUGGAGUUCCCCGACUUCUCUAGCACCAUUCUGCAGAAACUGAAUCAGCAGCGCCAGCAAGGGCAGCUCUGCGAUGUUUCUAUCGUAGUCCAGGGUCAUCUCUUCCGUGCUCAUAAAGCUGUCCUGGCAGCCAGCUCCCCUUACUUCUGUGACCAGGUGCUCUUGAAAAACAGCCGCCGAAUCGUCCUGCCCGAUGUCAUGAAUCCCAGAGUGUUUGAGAACAUCCUUCUGUCAUCUUACACGGGGAGGUUAGUGAUGCCGGCUCCGGAGAUUGUCAGCUAUCUGACGGCCGCGAGCUUCCUGCAGAUGUGGCACGUAGUGGACAAGUGCACAGAGGUGUUGGAGGGAAAUCCGUCCGUCCUUUGUCAAAAGCUGAAUCGCAGCAACGACCACCAGUCUCCAAGCAGCAGCAGUUACAAUGGCCUCGUUGAGAGCUUUGAGCUGGGAACUGCAGGGCAAGCAGACUUCCACAAAUCCCAGGAACUGAGGGAUGGUGAAAAUGAAGAGGAGAACUCUAAAGAUGAGCUGUCGUCUCAGCUAACAGAACAUGAGUAUCUUCCCAGCAACUCUUCUACGGAACAUGACCGGCUGAGCACGGGGAUGACCAGCCAAGACGGGGAAGAAGGAGCCAGCGACAGUGCGGAAUAUCAGUACACCAGGCCCGUCUAUAGCAAGCCCAGCAUAAUGUCUCACAAGCGGUGGGUCCACGUGAAACCCGAGAGAUUCGUGCAGGACUGCGAAGGGGUGGAGGUGCACACGGCUUACGAUGAGCACCAGGUCUCCGAGUCCAUGAACGCCGUACAGGUGGACCACUCGAUCCAGACUUCCAGCUCCGAAGACUUCCAUGUCUCUGUGAAAAAAGUUGAAACCGAGUUUGAGCAAGCCGAUGAAAGCAACUACGAUGAGCAAGUUGACUUCUACGGCUCUUCCAUGGAAGAAUUCUCUGGGGAAAGAACCGACGGGAAUCUAAGCAGCCACAGGCACGAAGCUGCAGCCACUGCAGGUUAUGGAGAAAGCCUUGAUGUGCCCUCAGGAAUCAAAGAAGAAAAUGCCCUUUCUGGGUUUUCUACAGCUGAUAAGCUCUACCCUUGCCAGUGUGGGAAAAGUUUCACACACAAGAGCCAGAGGGACCGCCAUAUGAGCAUGCACCUCGGCCUCCGGCCUUAUGGGUGUGGCGUGUGUGGUAAGAAGUUCAAAAUGAAGCAUCACCUGGUUGGCCACAUGAAAAUCCACACAGGCAUCAAGCCUUACGAGUGUAACAUAUGUGGGAAAAGGUUUAUGUGGAGGGAUAGUUUUCAUCGGCAUGUAACGUCUUGCACCAAGUCGUACCAGGCCUGUAAGGUGGAACAGAACACUACUGAAAUGAACUGAAAGGGAGAGCGCAUGCAGAGUUGUUCAAUAGAGUUGACAGAAUGGAUACAUUGCACAGAGCAGCCCAGGACUUGCUAUUCAGAAUGGUUCGGUUUAAAAUAAUUUCUGUGGCAUAGAUGGGAACACCCAUAGAAGUGAGCGGGGAUGUCAGCCUCCAAGGCAGGCUUAUAGGGCCCGCUGCCAAGACUGCAGAUUGCAAAGCCAGCUGGAGCGAUGGUACUUUAAUGUGGUUAUAAAUGUUGCUAUUUAUUGUUUGCGUUUCAAUAGCACUUGGGCACUCUCUUCGAAGGGAUGCUUGGGACACUGAAGGUUCGCAGAGGCGAUGU
Molecule: messenger RNA, 2047 nt
Organism: Gekko japonicus
Lineage: Eukaryota; Metazoa; Chordata; Lepidosauria; Squamata; Gekkonidae
Gene: ZBTB43
Product: zinc finger and BTB domain containing 43
Exons: 3
Coding region: 324-1721 (465 amino acids)
Biological process (GO): regulation of transcription by RNA polymerase II
Molecular function (GO): protein binding; RNA polymerase II cis-regulatory region sequence-specific DNA binding; DNA-binding transcription factor activity, RNA polymerase II-specific
Source: RefSeq, a predicted model, not a curated record